UAACACGAGAGAGAAUUUACUUACGGAGUUUCAUUUUGAGACCAGUGAUCUUUUUUUUUUUUUUUUUAACAGUACGGUAGCUAAAAUAAUGAUUAGUUAAUUAACAUUUAUGUAUGGGAUAGGUUAUGUAUAGUGAGCGUGGAAAAGCAGAGGACAGUAUUUGGAACACUCCCGACAACAACUUGUGACUCACUCACUGGACGGCAUUGUUGAGUGUGUGGCACACACCAACCAGGAACCUCAGUUAGCUGUCACUUGUACGUGAGUGACAACAAACAGGGUCUGGAUUUGUUGCUUUUGUGACGUAUUAAACUCCGAGAUGGAGCCCACCAAUUUGCAGAAAGCCAUAGCAGUGGCGCAGAAGGCCUCGCAGGAAGACCAGUCGGGGAACUAUGAAGAGGCCAUUCGUGAUUACAAACAUGCUGUGAAAUACUUUCUCCACAUUUUAAACCGUGAACCCCAGGGUAAAGAUGGCAAUCAGAAAAUCAGAGACAAAUGUAAGGAGUAUUUGGACAGAGUGGAAGAGCUUCAAGAGUACUUUGAGUAUAAACAGAAAGCCAUCGAUCUUGCCAGUAAGGCGGCUCAAGAGGAUAAAGCUCAGAACUACGAAGAGGCUCUGCGAAUGUACCAGGCAGCUGUACAGUACUUCCUCCACGUUGUCAAAUAUGAAGCCCAAGGUGAAAAAGCAAAACAGAGCAUCCGUGCAAAAUGUGCCGAAUACUUGGACCGGGCAGAGAAGUUAAAGGAGUAUCUCAAGAAGAAGGAAAAUGCUCCACCUGCUAAGCCUGUCAAAGAGUCUGAUGACAAAGGGAACGAAAGCGAUGAUGGUGACGAUCCAGAGAAGAAGAAGCUGCAGAAUCAACUCUCAGGUGCCAUUGUUAUGGAGAAGCCAAACAUAAAGUGGGAUGAUGUUGCUGGUUUAGAGGGCGCCAAGGAGGCUCUCAAAGAAGCAGUGAUCCUCCCAAUCAAAUUUCCUCACCUAUUUACAGGAAAAAGAACACCAUGGAGGGGGAUCUUGCUCUUUGGACCCCCAGGUACAGGGAAAUCUUAUUUGGCUAAAGCAGUUGCAACAGAGGCAAACAAUUCCACCUUCCUGUCAGUCUCCUCUUCUGAUCUCGUAUCCAAAUGGUUGGGAGAAAGUGAAAAGUUAGUAAAAAAUCUCUUCGCCCUCGCGAGAGAACACAAGCCCUCCAUCAUCUUCAUUGAUGAGAUUGACUCCCUCUGUGGCUCCAGAAGCGAGAACGAGAGCGAGGCAGCCAGACGUAUCAAGACAGAGUUUCUGGUGCAGAUGCAAGGUGUUGGAAAUGACAAUGAAGGAGUGCUUGUACUGGGGGCGACAAAUAUUCCUUGGACCCUAGACUCUGCAAUCAGGAGAAGAUUUGAGAAGAGGAUCUACAUUCCGCUGCCCGAAGAACACGCUCGCUCCUUCAUGUUCAAACUCCACUUAGGCUCGACCCCUAACAGUCUCACCGACUCAGACUUUGUCACACUGGGCAAGAAAACGGACGGCUAUUCAGGCGCGGAUAUUAGUAUCAUCGUGAGAGAUGCGCUCAUGCAGCCUGUCAGAAAGGUCCAAGCGGCCACCCAUUUUAAAAGGGUGAAUGGACCAUCGAGGUCGGAUCCUCAUAAGAUUGUAAAUGAUCUUUUGACUCCUUGCUCGCCGGGCGAUCCCAAUGCAGUCGAGAUGACAUGGAUCGACGUUCCCGGAGAGAAGCUUCUGGAACCUGUAGUUUGCAUGUCUGAUAUGCUGAGGUCUCUGUCUAACACCAAGCCCACCGUCAAUGAUCAAGAUCUGGGAAAACUGAAACAAUUCACAGAGGACUUUGGACAGGAAGGCUAGUUAAAUUUUUCUACAGCAGGCCAAACCAAAGCAAAAUAAUUGCAAAGUUCUAUUUCCUGUUUUUUUUCCCCCCUCUUCCUGUCUCAUCUUAACAAUUCACCGGAACAAGUUAACUGUUCUGCCUCUCUGACAGUCUGAUAUCACAGAAAGGCUGUAGAAGCUUGUAUUUGCCACUCAAUCCUCUCUAAAUACAAUAAAAGCUCUAAGCACCAUAACACAUUAAAGGGGUGUCAAGACAUCUAAAGAUGUUAAGGCAAAAAUACCCAAGCUUGGACUCGGGUUAUGCACACAUAUUGUUGUUGUCACAGACUAUGAAAAUCCCAACUUCUCGUUUGUAAAAUUUAGGCAACAAGCAUUUUAUAUGAUGUAUUUUGUGGUGUCACACACAAGUUAUGGGCAGUGAAUUGUGUUGGGAAUCUUAGUGUGGCAUAUAUACUGCAGGAAUUUAAGACUUCUUGACAGACUCUAGAUGAGAACUACAUUGGAGUAUAGGUUGAGAUUGAAUGUCCGCUCUUACAACACUUGGAUCAACAAAGGAUCACCAAAGGUGCCAGACCAGCAUUAUUUGACACAAGGAUUAUUCAACUCUUUGUUACUCAGAUUUUUUUCCACAGCCUAUUGGAUGAAUGUUCCAUUUUUAAAUAGGACAUUAUGCUGGUUAUUAACUUUUUUAAAAGCCUUAUAUAAAGUAGUUGUGAAUUUUGGCAAAAAAGCUGAAGUUGGAGGCGUGUUUGUACAUUGACGCAAAUAGAGACGCGUAGUAAAAGUUAUGCUGUGCCUUCUAGAGAAGCUCUUUAUUUUUCUAUGGGUUUGUCUCAAUUUGUCUCAGUGCUUUACCAUCAAAGUGCAAUGUCACUACUACAACUAAGAUAUGUAUAAUUCCUGCACACAUCAUGUACACUCUUAUACUGAAUGUAAAACUACUCUUUACGUUUUUAUGGGGACUUUCUUUACUGUAAACUAUUCUAUACCAAUAUAAAAAAAAUGGUCUCUGAGGUCAACUUUUACGUGUUGUACUUCUGGUUUUUUUUGUCUGUGAAAUGUAAAUAAAAUAUAAAUAC
This is a messenger RNA of Corythoichthys intestinalis (scribbled pipefish), 2901 nucleotides long. It is a transcript of the gene vps4b, whose product is annotated as vacuolar protein sorting 4 homolog B. The transcript is spliced from 13 exons. Bases 320 to 1840 code for a protein of 506 amino acids. Gene Ontology annotation, molecular function: ATP binding; ATP hydrolysis activity. Gene Ontology annotation, biological process: endosomal transport; vacuole organization. NCBI's taxonomy places the organism in Eukaryota, Metazoa, Chordata, Actinopteri, Syngnathiformes, Syngnathidae. The record is from RefSeq and is a predicted model, not a curated record.